UCUCUUUUUUUCUACAUAGCUGUCCAUCGCUAACAUCUAAAACUCCACAAUGGGAAAGGAAAAGAUUCACAUCAACAUCGUCGUCAUUGGACACGUAGAUUCUGGCAAGUCCACCACAACUGGACAUCUCAUCUACAAAUGUGGCGGUAUCGACAAGCGUACCAUCGAAAAAUUCGAGAAGGAAGCCGCUGAGAUGGGAAAGGGCUCCUUCAAAUACGCUUGGGUCUUGGACAAACUGAAGGCUGAACGUGAACGUGGUAUCACAAUCGACAUCUCCCUGUGGAAAUUUGAGACCAGCAGAUACUAUGUCACAAUUAUUGAUGCCCCUGGUCACAGAGACUUCAUCAAGAACAUGAUCACUGGUACUUCUCAGGCUGACUGCGCUGUGCUUAUUGUUGCUGCUGGUGUUGGUGAGUUUGAAGCUGGUAUCUCAAAGAAUGGACAAACUCGUGAGCAUGCUCUUCUGGCCUACACUCUGGGUGUGAAGCAGCUUAUUGUUGGAGUUAACAAAAUGGAUUCCACUGAGCCACCAUACAGCCAGAAGAGAUACAAGGAAAUUGUAAAGGAAGUCAGCACCUACAUCAAGAAAAUUGGUUACAACCCAGACACCGUUGCCUUUGUGCCCAUCUCUGGUUGGAAUGGUGACAACAUGCUUGAACCCAGUGUCAACAUGCCAUGGUUCAAGGGAUGGGCCAUCACCCGCAAAGAGGGAAAAGGCAGUGGAACCACUCUGCUUGAAGCUCUUGACAGCAUUCUGCCACCCAGCCGCCCUACCGACAAGCCUCUUCGUCUGCCUCUGCAGGAUGUCUACAAGAUUGGUGGUAUUGGUACAGUACCAGUCGGUCGUGUUGAAACUGGUAUCCUCAAGCCAGGUAUGGUGGUUACCUUUGCUCCAGUCAAUGUAACAACUGAAGUUAAGUCUGUGGAAAUGCACCAUGAAGCUUUGACUGAGGCUAUGCCCGGUGACAACGUUGGUUUCAACGUAAAGAACGUUUCCGUGAAGGAUAUCCGUCGUGGUAACGUUGCUGGUGACGGCAAGAACGACCCACCAUUGAAAGCUGGCGGAUUCACUGCACAGGUCAUUAUCCUGAACCACCCAGGACAGAUCAGUGCAGGAUAUGCACCUGUGCUGGAUUGCCACACUGCUCACAUUGCCUGCAAGUUUGCUGAGCUCAAGGAGAAGAUCGACCAUCGUUCUGGUAAGAAACUGGAAGAAAACCCCAAGUCUCUGAAGUCUGGUGAUGCUGCCAUCGUUGAAAUGGUCCCUGGCAAGCCCAUGUGUGUGGAGAGCUUCUCUGACUAUCCUCCUCUUGGUCGCUUCGCUGUGCGUGACAUGAGACAGACUGUUGCCGUUGGUGUCAUCAAGGCCGUUGAAAAGAAGGCAGCCGGUACUGGCAAAGUUACAAAGUCUGCCCAGAAGGCCCAGAAAACCAAAUGAAUUCAAUCCAGCACCACCUCAGUCUUAACCAGCUGUGGAAGAUCGGUCUCAGAACUGUUUGUCUCAAUUGGCCAUUUAAGUUUAAUAGUAAAAGACUGGUUAAUGAUAACAAUGCAUCGUAAAAGCUUCAGAAGGAAAGGAAUAUUUUGUGGACCAUUGUUUGUGGCAGUUUUAAGUUAUUAGUGUUUUAAAUCAGUAAUUUUUAAGUGGGAACAACUUGACCAAAAACCUGUCACCAAAUUUUGAGACCAUUAAACAAAGUUAAUGA
Nanorana parkeri is the source of this 1706-nucleotide messenger RNA. Its product is annotated as elongation factor 1-alpha, somatic form. Gene Ontology annotation, molecular function: GTP binding; GTPase activity; translation elongation factor activity. The transcript has 7 exons. Bases 50 to 1438 code for a protein of 462 amino acids. NCBI's taxonomy places the organism in Eukaryota, Metazoa, Chordata, Amphibia, Anura, Dicroglossidae. Gene Ontology annotation, biological process: translation; translational elongation. The record is from RefSeq and is a predicted model, not a curated record.